AUGGAGUCGGUGAAGGGUGUAGACUUGACAAAGACGUAUGCUAUUGAAGGCUUUGUUAAGGUUCUUAAAGUCUGGGUCUACUGCUGUCUCCCUGAAUUCAGAGCAGGGUUUGGUCACCCUAUAGAAGGUUCUCCGACCCCACCUCUACUUGCCUUCAUAGGUGGCAAAGGCAAGAGAAGGCUCAAGGAGAAUAUGCUGAAACAGACUAGGACUAAGAACUUUACUAUGAAGGAUUACUCUGAAAUGUUCCCUUGCUGGGAUGGUGAGCUGGAAGAUGAGAAGGCUGAUAACAUAGUGAAGGCAAUGUUUUCUUCAGGCUGGGCGUGGGAACAAAGUUACUGGCCUCUUGUCGGAACAAAAAUGUGGACAUAUGUGAAGGUGGAGAUCCAUCCGAUGAAGACAGAAGCUGGUCAGAUGAUGCGAAGCUUGAAGACAGUGUCCCCUUCUCGCACACAGUCUGAUGCAGAAUCACGCAAGAAGGCUCGUGAGUCCCCUGGCCUGGAUGUGGAGACCAUGAAAGGAGAAAUAGUGGGAGCUGUUGAGAAGAUGGCGCGUGAAGGUUGGAAGGAAGACCACACCAAAGCUGGUUCAUCUACUGAUGUACCUGAGGCAAACAAAUCUGAUGGAGACAAAGCUAAGAAGGACAGCGCUGAAGAAAGCAAAGUUGAUGAAAGCGAUGAAAGCAAAGGUGAGGAAAGCAAAGGUGAGGAAAGCAGGGCCGAGGAAAGCAAAACUGCGGAAACAGCUCCCAAAGGAAUGACAACAAGAGCCAAAGCUAGAGACACCCAAGCCACUAAGAUUUGGGAGCAUCUUGUAAAGGGGAUUCUGGGAAGAGAUUUUACUACAGACUGGUCGGAAGUUGUGGUGUUGUUAUCACGGGUUGAUAAUGACAAGAAGAGAUCUUUCUGUACUCGAUAUGCUUUCCAAGCUAUUGUUCACACAGUAUGGAUGGAGAGAAACAAAAUAAGACAUGGAGAGAAGCCUUUACCUUUGGAAGUAAUGAAGAAGCGGAUUGACAAAGGAGUUAGGAACAAGCUCAGCCUAAUGAGAUUGAAAGGAGGAAAGGUUGGUAAACUGAGAGCUGCUCGCAUUGUGGCCGGUGCUAAGAGUGAGCGGCAACGUAGGCUUGCUGCAACUCAGCAGUCUUCUUUUGAUGGAAACAGCACGGCAAAGGUUAUUAUACCUAACCAGCCAAAGCAAGGCCAGGGAUAUAACCCAUUAGCUAAUCUUGAUCGCCAAAAGCUCUCUGCUCUUCUUGAUUGGCAAAUGGCGACAGAAGGUCAAAGGUUCUUCAAGUCAUUGGUUCUACAUACUACUAACUCCUCCAAAUUGCACAUGAAUGUUGGCAUUAAUCUCUUAACGCUCCGAUACACAAAGCACCCUGAAUGGUUUAGGUCUGACAGAAUUUGCAUGUUGGAUGCUGUAGUUACUCAAAUGUGGACAGCAAAGUACUCAGAGUAUCUGGCCUCUCCUGCCAAUCCUGACGGCUCAGGUAAACUACUCACUCCUGGCGCCUUAGACUACUACACAAGCGAGGAACCAGCGUAUAGCAGAUCAAAUAAGACAUCGGCACUGGAGAUUGAUGAUAUAUAUGUGCCAUUAUUGGUCAAGAACGAUCAUUGGGUAGCUUGCUGGAUAUCAAUCCCGAGGAGACGUAUAGUGAUUUGGGAUAGUGAUCUUGCUUACGCUAUAGAUGCAGAAAUUGCUAAGGCCGUGAAGCCUAUUGCACACAUGCUGUCGUACAUGCUGCGUAUGUUAUCUACCGGUGCGGAGUGGGAGUUGUACAUGGUUGAUUUCACACAUGAGCGUGAAUCUGGGGUGCCACAAAACAAACAAAGUGGUGACUGUGGAGUGUAUUGCUUGAAGUAUAUAGAAUGUCAUGCACUUGGCAUGCCCUUCCCACCUCAUGAGCUGUGUGAUAAGAAGAUCAAGACAAUUAGGUGUCAGAUGGCAAGUGAGAUAUUUGAUGAGACCAGGAUAAACGGCACAGAGAAACGUGAUUACAAGCAUCUCGGUGUCUAUGACUAA
Molecule: messenger RNA, 2028 nt
Organism: Brassica rapa (field mustard)
Lineage: Eukaryota; Viridiplantae; Streptophyta; Magnoliopsida; Brassicales; Brassicaceae
Biological process (GO): proteolysis; protein desumoylation
Cellular component (GO): nucleus
Molecular function (GO): deSUMOylase activity
Source: RefSeq, a predicted model, not a curated record